AGUCGCAGCCCAUUUGGCUCAAUCAUGCCCAGCCCGCCACGCCCAACAUACUCAGAUGUCCUGGAGGCGCCUUCUGCUGUGUCUUGCCACGUUCCCGCAGAUAGCGGCCAACUUCAUUGAAGCCGUUGAAGUUACGACAAGGACUCAGACAACGACACAGGCUUGGUGCUCGAUCUUCGGCUGCAGGGACGUCAACUUCGACCUGGAGUGCCAGUGCGACGCGAAGUGUGAAGACCGCGGCGACUGUUGCUCGGACUACAAGGCGGUCUGCCUGCCCCAGACCCACAGCGCCUCCUGCGCGGACUACGGGUGCGGUGCCUACGCCGCCCACCAGGAGUGCCAGUGCAACGUGCGCUGCCCAUUACAUGACAACUGCUGCUCGGACUACCAGGCGGCGUGCAGCCACGGCACCCCCGAGGUGAACUCGUCGAAGG
Molecule: messenger RNA, 434 nt
Organism: Prorocentrum cordatum
Lineage: Eukaryota; Dinophyceae; Prorocentrales; Prorocentraceae
Source: the annotation of a GenBank genome assembly